Molecule: messenger RNA, 1005 nt
Organism: Lathyrus sativus (Indian pea)
Lineage: Eukaryota; Viridiplantae; Streptophyta; Magnoliopsida; Fabales; Fabaceae
Source: the annotation of a GenBank genome assembly
AUGUCCACCACUCUUACUAGCUUGUUUCUUCUUUUCAUAUUCAUAUUCCUCUCUCAAACUUCUCCCUCUCUCUCAAAAAGAUGCCAUCCAGAAGAUGAAAGAAUCCUCCUCCAAAUCAAAAAUGAAUUCAACAAUCCAUCUCUUCUCUCCUCAUGGAAACCACACACUGAUUGUUGUAACUUCAACUGGUACGGCGUUGGUUGUUCCGCCUUAAUCAACGAACGUGUCGGUUAUCUCAGUAUCUCAAACGACACAAACCUUUCUUCUCAGUUUCCUCCAUCUAUAGGUAACAUACCUUUCUUAGAGGCAUUAUUUAUCUUUGAUCUACCAAAUCUCACUGGACCAAUUCCACAGUCUAUAACCAAACUCACCAAGCUCAAAUACCUCACAAUCAGCUCAACCGCCGUAACAGGACCAAUACCAAAUUUCACAGACCAAUUUACAAACCUAGUUAACUUGGAUCUGUCGCACAAUAACCUCUUUGGGACACUCCCUCCUUCACUAUACAAACUACCUAGUCUUUCUGGUGUUCUCUUUAACAACAACAUGUUAACAGGUUCAAUCCCUUCAACGUAUGGUUACUUCAAUAACAGCAACGUGGCUUCUUUAGAUCUUUCUUUCAACAAGCUCUCGGGGAAACUACCUAUUUCAUUGGCCAUGUUGGAUAUUUACCUUCUAGAGUUGGCUUAUAAUAAGUUUGAAGGUGAUGCUUCUAUGCUUUUUGGUUCCAAUAAAAAGACAUUGGUAGUAGACAUUUCGGGGAACCAUUUUGCUUUUGAUUUUGGAAGAGUUCACUUGUCUCAAACCAUAGCAACUUUGGAUGUGAGUCACAAUAAGAUCUAUGGGAAUUUUCCUAUGGCAAUGGAGAAUGUAACGUUUUUGAAUGUGAGCUAUAAUAGGUUAUGUGGUGAGAUUCCAAAGGUUGGAUAUUUCAACACUUUUGAUGUUUCUUCAUUCAUUCAUAACAAGUGCUUGUGUGGAUCUCCUCUUCCAAAUUGCAAGUGA